This is a messenger RNA of Spizellomyces punctatus DAOM BR117, 1702 nucleotides long. Its product is annotated as FGGY-family pentulose kinase. Lineage: Eukaryota; Fungi; Chytridiomycota; Chytridiomycetes; Spizellomycetales; Spizellomycetaceae. The record is from RefSeq and is a predicted model, not a curated record. Gene Ontology annotation, molecular function: phosphotransferase activity, alcohol group as acceptor; kinase activity. Gene Ontology annotation, biological process: carbohydrate metabolic process. Bases 1 to 1689 code for a protein of 562 amino acids. The transcript has 10 exons.
AUGCACAACCCAAAGGAGAGUCUGUUCUUGGGAGUAGACGUCGGAACAUCCUCCGCACGAGCGGCCGUUGUUGAUGGUGAAGGAAGAAUAAAGGCUAUAGCGUCCCAUCCUUUGGAAAUAAACCACCCUUUAACGGACUACUAUGAGCAGUCCUCCGAUAAUAUCUGGGAGGCCUGCUGUAUGGCCGUACAGCAAGCAGUCGAUGUGUCAGGUGUUGAUGCUAGAUCCAUAAAAGGUAUUGGAUUUGAUGCUACCUGUAGUCUGGUAGCUCUUGAUGACCAGUACGGACCUGUCAGUGUGUCCCCGUCUGGCAACCCAAAAUGGAAUGUGAUUAUGUGGAUGGAUCAUCGAGCGCAGGAAGAAGCCGAUGAGAUGUCGGCUACGGGUCAUUCAGUUUUGAAAAGAACAGGUGGAAAGAUCAGUCCUGAAAUGUCUGCUGCGAAAAUCCUAUGGCUAUACCGUAAAUUGCCUGAGGCCUAUCAAAGCGCUCAAUUGCUCCUCGAACUGCCCGACUUCCUUACUCUCAAAGCUACUUCAUACUCCACUCGUGGGUUGAAUUCACUCAGCUGUAAAUGGACGUACGAAUCUGGCAAAGGAUGGAGUACGGACUUUUGGACUGCUCUGGGGAUGAGGGAUGUUGUCCAGGAUGGUUUCAAACGAUUUGGCGGCCAGCAGGUUGUUAAAGCAGGGGAGCCUAUUGGCCGAGGAUUAACCGAACAGGCAGCCAAGGAGUUGGGUCUAGGAGGAGCCGAGGGAGCAAAAGUCGGAGGCGCCGUAAUUGAUGCCUAUGCAGGCGCGCUUGGGACAAUUGGUGCUGAGAGUUCCCCUGGAACAGGCCUCUCACUUGAGCAUGUGCAAAAUCGCAUGGCAGUUAUCUGUGGAACCUCUUCUUGUCAUAUUGCAUUGUCUCCGCAUCAGGCCUUUGUGAGCGGAGUCUGGGGUCCCUACGCGGAUAUUCUCCUACCCGAUUUCCACAUAGCAGAAGGAGGCCAGUCAAUUACGGGUGCGCUUCUUCACCAUCUCAUCACGACGCAUCCCGCGUAUACCACUGCUCAGAAAGCCGCUCAGGCUGGCUCUCUGUCCAUUUACUCCUACCUUAACGCCUUAAUCGCACGAGAGUCCGAACGUUUACGAUUGCCGUUUUGGGCUCUUCUAACUCAGAAUAUACAUAUUACCCCGGAUUUCCACGGCAACCGCUCCCCACUAGCGGACCCGCAUAUUAAAGGUGCCAUGCUAGGGUGUGACCUAGAUACAAGCGAAACCAAUUUGAUAAAGUGCUAUUACGCGGGAGUAUUAAGUUUGUGCUAUGGGACGAGAAUGAUCAUCGAUGCUCUCAAGAAAGGCGGAUAUAACCUUAAUACGCUCUUCCUGAGCGGGGGUCUUACUCAGAACGAACUAUUUGUGCAAUCACUAGCGGACUGUUGUGGAUGUAGAACCAUUAUUCCAGAGGAGCGGGAUGCUGUACUGGUUGGUGCCGCUGUCAUUGGGGCUACAGCUUCUGAGUGGGGCAAGCAUAAUGAACGUGAGGUACUGUGGAAAUGGAUGAAAAAGAUGGGCAGGGUUGGAAAAGUUGUUGAGCCUUGCGUCGGGGAGGAGAGGAUAUUCCACGACAAGAAGUACAAUGUCUUUGUCAGGUUGUAUCAAGUUCAGCGAGAAGUUCGUGAUGUUAUGAGUGAAUUUAUCCAAUAAAAUUGACACUGGA